Bactrocera neohumeralis is the source of this 1599-nucleotide messenger RNA. Its product is annotated as odorant receptor Or2-like. The record is from RefSeq and is a predicted model, not a curated record. Lineage: Eukaryota; Metazoa; Arthropoda; Insecta; Diptera; Tephritidae. The coding region runs from base 362 to 1489 and encodes 375 amino acids. Gene Ontology annotation, biological process: sensory perception of smell; detection of chemical stimulus involved in sensory perception of smell. The transcript is spliced from 9 exons. Gene Ontology annotation, molecular function: odorant binding; olfactory receptor activity. Gene Ontology annotation, cellular component: plasma membrane.
AACUAAGGGGUACAGUGUGAUCCACAGAAUCAGUAACGCUAACAGUGGUUAACCCUCAGUUUAGAUACAAUGAAAAUUGAUGAAAUCGGAUAAUAACCACGACCACUUCACGUAAAACAGAGCAUAACUUAUCAAACCAACUAGAUGCCAAAUAUGUGGACAUGACUGCCUGUGGCUGCCACUUUACCGACAAUAUCAAUAAUGCAGUGAAAUAUAACAGUGAUUUUUCAGCUAAUAGUGUGUGCUUAUGUUAAAAAAGUGUAAAAUAGGGUCAGCCUCCAGACACCUAAUAUAGAGAUCUUCAAGCUACCGGUUGACCUUAUAGCUGAUAUGUAUGUAGAGACUGGAAAUCAUCAGCACCAUGACCAACUACGAAAAUCUACCGUUAUAUGCAGUAAAUGUUAAAGUUUUCGUUAAAGUGGGACUCAUCGACUCAACUGGCUAUACGAAGGGACUUCUAUUUUGCUUAAUACCAAUAAUAACAUAUGUGGGGCAAAUCAUGCAUAUAUUUAAGUCAUGGAAUGAGGACAUUGGCGAGACGAGUAUGAAUCUUCACAUAUUGUUGCUUAAAACGCAUUGUUUAGUUCGUUUAUGGCUCAUGGUGAAGAAACCCAAAGACUUUGAGCGAUUCUUUCAAUGUGUCGAGCAGUGGUAUAGAGAUAUCGAGCGAAACGGCGAUCCACAAAUGGUCGAUACACUACAGGAAAUCACCAAACGAACUCAGCUGCUGAGCAAAAUGACCGUCUAUGUAGCCGCUGGAGGAACAAUAGCCGCAUUCUUCUAUCCAUUAUCAUUUGAUGGACGCAAACAUAUGAUAACCGUGCAAUAUCCACUCUUCGAUGUCCUCGAAACACCAUUCUUCGAAUUCUUUUUUCUACUGCAAAUGAUAUGUUUAGUGCCGAUCAUUUUAGUUCUCACUCUACAAUUUACGAAUAUUUUCCUCAUAUCCCUUAUGUUCGGUGAACUGAUCUUAAAGGAUUUGUGUGUGAAACUAAGAAAUAUACGCAGUGAGAAUGAGGAAACCAUGCUACAGGAGUUCAAGGAAUGCAUUGGGUAUCACAGAAAGGUUAUCGAUUUGUGUGAUGAUCUCCAAGAUUUGCUUUCAAUGGAUAGCUUCUUUCACGUUGCGCUCUUUGGUAUGAUGCUCUGCUUGCUGCUAUUCUUCCUUUCAAUGAUACAUGAUCUCCGACUUAUUCUAACGAUACUGACGUUUGUCAGUUACACUACUUAUAUGCUUUUCACUACCUACUAUUAUGCGAACAAUCUGGCAACUGAGAGCCUUGAAGUGGCCAACGCCGCCUAUGACACACCUUGGUAUAGAGGAAAUUUGGAAAUGCGUAAAUGUGUCAUUACUAUGAUCGCAAGAUGUCAGAAACCUCUUCAAAUGAAGGCCGGUGGGCUAUAUCCGAUGACUAUGGAGACUUUCCAAGCCAUUUUACGUGUUUCUUAUUCAUAUUUUUCCCUACUACAAGGACUCAAUCAACAAUAACUCACAGAUAUGCUUUUUUCGUGCACUGUAGAAUAAAAGUUAAGCCCUAUUUAAAUAUACAAUACUUAAAUUAUAAUAUAGAAAAAUAUAUUGGAUCUAUUACACACACA